AUGACUUCACACGGCCAUCACGCAAGGUCCACAACCAGCUUGCAUGGCGACGGCUAUGGUGAACGACAUCAUAGAAGCAGCGGCAGAGAUUCCAAGCACAAGUCAUCGUCAAAGAAAAGCUCGACCGCAACCUACAACUCUCAGUUUUCAGUCGAGCCUGUGUCCUUCCUGUUCUCGGUGAUUGAAUACGAGGUUUCCUACGGCAACUCGCCUGCCCCCAGGGAUCAAUGGGACAAUACUUUGCCGCCGUUGACUAGAAAUGGUUACCGGCUUAACAACGAAGCGCCUGUCUUUCGGUACAGAGAUGGGAUCGUCUCCGAAGCCCCCGAGUAUGCGUGGCGCAGGUUGGUUGAGGGCCAACCUGGCGGGAUCUACAGACAUGAGCAUGGCCAGUUCUUGGGUCAAGCUUUCCACUACAAGGCACACAGCAUAUUUGCCUGCUCACCAUGUCUCCCCUUCAUCAUUGCCGACGGAGACAUAUCCCUCUACAAUAGCUACAUGCGUAAUGUGGGCGAUCAUGGGACCAACACCUAUGUCGAAGACUCGGCCCGCUGUUGGCACAUGCUACACUUCGACCACAACAAUGGCAUUUCCCAAGCGAAUGGUGAAUCGUAUGGGCACCCCUGGGUUGCUGGCAGGAACCCAUCAUGGAUGCCAUCUUUGGUACCUAAGGUGUUCAGAAACCACCAAGAGCCACAGACGCUGUCUCGAGGCCUUUCUGGAGAAAUCUCCAUCGUAAUUGGUCUCAUGGCCUUUCACAGUCCACCACGCUAUCCUGGUUGGGUGUUUGAACAACAGCUGUGGACGCACAACUUAUGGCAAGGGCCUAGCUCAGCACCAGUAUACUACCCCCCUCAAGCUGACGCAAUUCCCCGCGGGUUCCUGGUCCAUGUGUGUCUGGAUCUCUAUCAAGCUCCCGGAGUAUCCCCCGAACACUAUAGUGAACAUUACGCAGAUCAGACUGCAAGCAUCAGUGAGUUUGAGGCUAAUCGAGCAUGGGUUCGAGAUGUCGGGACCCAUUGA
Messenger RNA from Neurospora crassa OR74A, 1023 nucleotides. RefSeq lists its product as hypothetical. The transcript has 3 exons. NCBI's taxonomy places the organism in Eukaryota, Fungi, Ascomycota, Sordariomycetes, Sordariales, Sordariaceae. The record is from RefSeq and is a predicted model, not a curated record. The coding region runs from base 1 to 1023 and encodes 340 amino acids.